Molecule: messenger RNA, 892 nt
Organism: Struthio camelus australis
Lineage: Eukaryota; Metazoa; Chordata; Aves; Struthioniformes; Struthionidae
Source: RefSeq, a predicted model, not a curated record
AUGGAGCUGAGCAUCCUCCGCCCCGUGCCCUGCAAUGUGACACGGAGCAGAGCGUUCCCAGCCCCGCAGAGAGCCAGGCCUGGGUACGUCCUACUUGGCCUCCUGCUCAUCUUCCCAGCUCCCAUGAGCAGAUCAGCACCAGGCUCCAAAGGCCUUGCUGCGGCUUCCAAUCCCUUUAUUCAGAGAGCCAGAUGUUAUGCCAGGCCUGUAAGAAGAAAAAAGAAAGACUUCCCCAGUCAUUUAGAUGACCUUCCUCCAACAAUGCUGAAGAAAGAUUAUGCCAAUGUACCAAUAAUAAAUAGCGUUGACGAUGUAGUGAAAAGAUUAUUGUCACUGGAAAUGGCAAGCCAGAAGGAGAAGAUGAAGAUAAAGACUCAGCAGCUAGUGGAGAAGGUCAGGAGGUCUCCCAACGACAAUGGCUCCUUUGAGGUGCAAAUUGCUAUGUUGACUGCCAAGAUUCGCACUUAUGAGGAACAUCUUCAGAAGCAUCCCAAGGAUAAAAAAAAUCGUCGUUGCAUGCUGAUGGAUAUAGAUCGCCGGAAGAAACUCCUUGCAUAUCUUCGCCGUGUCCGCUAUGAUAUCUUUGAAAACACUUGCAAGCAGUUGAAUAUCCAGUACACUUUGCCCCCUGCCUACUCCAGAAGGAUCACCAAGCGCUGGCUCGUUAAGAAGGCUUUCUGCCUCAAGGUUUUUAAGGAGGCGCAGAAGCUGAAAGCACCAGAGAGGCUGAAGCAGAGACAAGAGUGGCGAGCGAGAGCAAGAGCCAGAGCUGAACAGGAGAAACAGGCGCAGCAAAGCGAGGGCACCCCUGUGUAGCAGCAGGCUGAGCAGAUCUUGUUCUGUCUGCACGUGAUAGAGCCAGUCACUUCACAAAUAAAUAACUAACUACGGA